Salmo salar (Atlantic salmon) is the source of this 1379-nucleotide messenger RNA. RefSeq names its product protein AMBP. The record is from RefSeq and is a predicted model, not a curated record. NCBI's taxonomy places the organism in Eukaryota, Metazoa, Chordata, Actinopteri, Salmoniformes, Salmonidae. Gene Ontology annotation, molecular function: serine-type endopeptidase inhibitor activity.
UGAGCGGGUACAGGAAGGGGUAAACACACAUGGUCAUUGGCCAUUGGAUUACUAGCCUGAUCCAGUGGAGGGGGUUGAGGUAGAGGGUUGGAGGGGUAAAGGUUGGAGCGGUGGAGAGAUUAGCUCUCCCAGCAGUUCCAAGAGCUCAGGUUAAGCCUCAGUCAGAGGUUGGUAUCAGAGACAGAAAGACAGAAUGCAGCAGGUUGUCGUACUCACGCUCCUCUUGAGCCUCGUUUGCCUCAUCCAUGGAGUGCCCGUGCUUCCCGAACCUCUCUUCCCCAUACAGGACAACUUCGACCUAACUAAGUUCAUGGGGAAGUGGCAUGAUAUUGCGAUAGCGUCCACCUGCCCCUGGAUGCAGCGCCACAAGGGAGAUGCAGCCAUCGGAACCCUGGAGCUCCAGGCCAGCGGCACCGAAGACAAAGUCAGCAUGACAAGGAGCAUGAAAAAGCACGGGAAAUGUGAGCAGAUCUCUGGUGAUUACGAGCUGACCGCCACACCUGGAAGAUUAACCUACCACAUCGCCAAGUGGGGGGCUGAUGUUGAUGCCUAUGUGGUUGACACUAACUAUGAUGAGUACGCCAUCGUCAUGUUGAGUAAACAAAAAACAGGAGGCGAGAAGACAAAGUCUGCCAAGCUAUACAGUCGCACCAUGGAACUGCCGCCCACUAUCCUGGAAGACUUCAGGAGGCUGGUGAGGGAGCAGGGCAUGGCUGACGACACAAUCAUCAUCAAACAGAACAAAGGGGAGUGUGUACCAGGAACAGAGCCUGUAGCAGCAGAGCCUCAGCCUGAGAUCACAGCACCGAGAGCCAAGAGGAACAUAGUCCUCCCUGAGUUGCCCGCUGAGGAGGGUUCUGGUGCCGGAAUCAUGAUGUUCAGGAGUGAAGAGUCCUGUAACGCCGAGCCGGACGCAGGUCCCUGUUUCGGGACGGUGCAGAGGCACUUCUACAACUCCAGCAGUAUGGCCUGUCAGCUGUUCACCUACGGAGGCUGCAUGGGCAACCAGAACAACUUUGUGACUGAGAGGGAGUGUCUCCAGAGCUGUCGUAACGAGGCUGCCUGUAGACUGCCCGUGGAUGCUCGGCCCUGCACUGGACAGCCCAAGAUCUGGGUCUUCCACUCAAACUCUGGUCUCUGUCUGGAUAAUAAAAAGGACUAUUGCCAGGUCAACAGUAACAAGUUCUACUCCAAGAGGGAGUGUGAGGAGUACUGUGGGGUGAUGAAGGAUCCAGGAGAAGGGGAGUUCCUCAAAACAAACUAAAGGAGAUGAGAACACAGAACAUACAGCACAGAUCAGAUCAAUAUGUUGAUCAACAGUAAUACACUAUAGAUAUCAUACAUUACCAUAGAGCACAAUAAAAUGAUGGAUGAACCUG